Messenger RNA from Mus musculus (house mouse), 3046 nucleotides. It is a transcript of the gene Sh3gl3, whose product is annotated as SH3-domain GRB2-like 3. NCBI's taxonomy places the organism in Eukaryota, Metazoa, Chordata, Mammalia, Rodentia, Muridae. The record is from RefSeq and is a predicted model, not a curated record. The transcript has 9 exons. Gene Ontology annotation, biological process: endocytosis. Gene Ontology annotation, cellular component: early endosome membrane; cytoplasm. The coding region runs from base 1795 to 2631 and encodes 278 amino acids.
CCUGUGCCAGUGUGACAGCGCCGUGGCCGUGGCCGUGGCCGUGGGGCGCGCGGGGACCGCCCGGGGUGCCCGCUCCGCUCAGCGUCCGGGCCGCGUGGCCCGGCGGAGCCCCGAGACCACCCCCGGGCGGGGCGCCGCCGCGAUGUCGGUGGCUGGGCUCAAGAAGCAGUUCCACAAAGCCAGCCAGCUGUUUAGUGAAAAAAUAAGUGGUGCCGAAGGAACGAAGCUAGAUGAAGAAUUUCUGAACAUGGAAAAGAAAAUAGAUAUCACCAGUAAAGCUGUUGCAGAAAUCCUUUCAAAAGCCACAGAGUAUCUCCAACCCAAUCCAGGUAAUGUCAGAACACGUCUUGAAACAUUCUGUUGCACAUUUGUGUUCAUGGAUUCUCUUGGACCCAGCUCCAUUGCAUGAGGCUGAGACAAUUUGGAAGCAAUAUCCCUGCGUACCAAUAAUGGAAUUCAGUUGUUAGAUGCAGAGCCUCCAGUGACACAGUGUGGCUGUAGCGAGUCACAAUGUGAGGCUGAAGUGCUGGUCUCAGUGCAGACAUUCCCAGAUGAACAUCUCCCGUGUUCCAGUAUUCUUCAGAAACUCACUGCACAUUUAAAGAAAGUUUUCUUAGUUAUCAAUUAUUAAUUAUCAAGAAAGUCCUCUAUACUGUUCGGAAAGAUCUGUAUGUUAACCUGUGACCCUGAUGCUGAGGCUGAGCCAUGAUAGCACAAUCUGUGGGAGCCUUGUUGGAAAUGAGCACCACUUCUGCCCCAGGCCUUCAUCCCUGGGUCCUAGACACCAGUUGUCACAGGAUGAUGAGAACCGGCAGAAGGUGCCCAAGCCUUGCACUUUUCCUAUAGGAUUUGCUGUGGGAGUCACUGUGAGUCCCUUAGCCAUAGGAAUCAGAGAGACACGGCCACACUCAUGAGCAUGUAAGAGCAUGCAUUCAGUUAAACCAUCAGUGAAGACCAGAGAGUAUAAAGGGCUUCAGAGUCGCAUGACUAAAUUUGUCCAGCCUCAUCAAGUGACUGGACUGACCAGUUCUUAUCAGCCUAUACAAAUCCAGUGUCACCUCUACAUGAAAGGUUUUCUGGGUGCUUCUAUGCACAGUCAGGCAGACUCCACCAUCCAAGAGCUGAUACUCAACAGAACAGGGAACCGUUGGCCAUCAGGGGAGUGUCCACUGGGCAGAGAAGAGAUGGCUGGUUAUCAUGAAGGUGAGGAAGCCUCUGACCUCAUCCUGUGGUCCUUAUCCCCACGAGAAGCACAGCCACCUGACAGUGGGAGACCUGGAAGAUAAGGGCUUUAAGGCUGAGAUUGGCAAGGCUCAAAAGGCUGACACCUGGAUCGCUCUUCAGAGCGUAACGCACAGCACAGCAGGACUAUCCGAGAGAUGACCGGACACACAGACUCCUAAGCUUACCCCAGACUAACUGAAUCAGUCUGUACAUUUUACAAGAUGCCUGAGUUACCUGCUUAUGUGGUUACGUGUGAGAAGACUGUGUCUAGAGUACAUUAAACAUGAAUGUUCCAGAUACCAAGGCAGUGCCUUAGAGCCUUAGGUUGGAGUUCAGUUCAUAGUCUCCAUUUCCCAUAGACACUUGCUGUUCUUCUAGCCAGCCCACUCCAUGGCCACUGAUUAACACAGAAGGAAUUCCUGCUGGACUUUACUGACGGAUAUUCCUGAGCUAUUUAGGGGCAUCUUGAAAUCUUCUGCAUCAUCUCCCUUUCCUGGCGCCACCCUGCGUUUAUCAGGGUCAUACCAUUCUGCUACUCUGCAUUGGCACGCAUACAGAGCUAAGCUAGGAAUGCUGAACACUGUGUCGAAGCUCCGAGGGCAGGUGAAGGCCACUGGCUACCCACAGACGGAAGGCUUGCUGGGGGACUGCAUGCUGAAGUAUGGCAAGGAGCUCGGAGAAGACUCUGCUUUUGGCAACUCGUUGGUAGAUGUUGGUGAGGCCCUGAAACUCAUGGCUGAGGUGAAAGACUCUCUGGAUAUUAAUGUGAAGCAAACUUUUAUUGACCCACUGCAGCUACUGCAAGACAAAGAUUUAAAGGAGAUCGGGCACCACCUGAGAAAGCUGGAAGGCCGUCGCCUGGAUUAUGAUUAUAAAAAGCGGCGGGUAGGUAAGAUCCCCGAGGAAGAAAUCAGACAAGCAGUAGAGAAGUUUGAAGAGUCAAAGGAGUUGGCCGAAAGGAGCAUGUUUAAUUUUUUAGAAAAUGAUGUAGAGCAAGUGAGCCAGCUGGCUGUGUUUGUAGAGGCGGCAUUAGACUAUCACAGGCAGUCCACAGAGAUCCUCCAGGAGCUGCAGAGCAAGCUGGAGUUGCGAAUAUCUCUUGCAUCCAAAGUCCCCAAGCGAGAAUUCAUGCCAAAGCCUGUGAACAUGAGUUCCACCGAUGCCAAUGGGGUCGGACCCAGCUCUUCAUCAAAGACACCAGGUACUGACACUCCCUCGGACCAGCCCUGCUGUCGUGGUCUCUAUGACUUUGAGCCAGAAAAUGAAGGAGAAUUAGGAUUUAAAGAAGGGGACAUCAUUACAUUAACCAAUCAGAUAGAUGAAAACUGGUAUGAAGGGAUGCUUCGUGGGGAAUCCGGCUUCUUCCCCAUUAAUUACGUGGAAGUCAUUGUGCCUUUACCUCCGUAAAUGUGUCUUUUGGACCUAACUUCAGAACUGAAAUGAAUUGGCACCAGUGCUCUCUCAGUGUGGUGUUCUGUGACAUCCUCGCUCUCUGGCCCACUUAAUCACUUUUGUAUGUGUGUUUUCUUUAUAAUGUAUUUUGUAUCAAUUUAAUUUGUAUAACUGAUUUCUUUGUCCUAACUCAUAAAAAUAGUUUUCUUCUUGUUCUAAAAAGUCAUUGGUUAAAUGUAUUUGCUUCCUGUUGCUAAAACGAGUAAAUUGCGCCCAUUCGAAUGGCCUGGGUAGUCCUUGACUGCAGUGGGAACGCACCCUUUGCAGCCAUGAAAGCUAAAGGUUUUGUUUCCUGACAUUAUUGAUGGCCUCUGGUCUUUUCCUGUUUUAAGCUUACCUGUGAACAGCCCAAUAAACAUGACACACUGUA